GUGACGUAUUACACUAGACAAACAGGAAGAACAGAAAUUCAGGUAGACAGAACGAAACAGAAGAGCGUAAUCUCUCAUAAUUUAGUUUCCAGAUAGCUACUUGCAGUUCAAAAUGCUGAAAGCUGUAAUUCUCAUUGGAGGGCCGCAGAAAGGUACACGAUUUCGACCAUUGUCAUUUGAGGUCCCAAAACCCUUGUUUCCGGUGGCUGGUGUGCCUAUGCUACAGCAUCAUAUUGAAGCAUGUGCCAAGGUUCCAAAUAUGAAGGAGAUUUUGCUUAUCGGCUUUUACCAGUCAAAUGAAGAACUUACCAGAUUCAUGAUUAGCGCACAACAGGAAUUCAAAAUCUCUAUCAGGUAUUUGCAGGAGUAUGCAGCUUUGGGUACUGGGGGAGGAAUCUACCACUUCAGAGAUCAGAUCCUUUCCGGUGGGCCUGAAGCAUUCUUCAUUAUGAAUGCUGACGUGUGUUCUGAGUUUCCUCUAUGUGAGAUGCUCCACUUUCAGAAAGAACAUGGAGACCCAAGCAGUUUGGUCAUCCUGGGAACAACUGCAAAUAGAAAACAAUCCAUGAACUAUGGCUGUAUUGUGGAAAACCAGGAAACAAAUGAGGUUCUGCAUUAUGUGGAGAAGCCUAGCACUUUUGUGAGUGACAUCAUAAACUGUGGAAUCUACCUGUUUACCCCAGAGAUUUUCCAACACAUUGGGGCAGUAUUCCAAAAGAACCAGCAGGACAUGCUGUUAUAUCCAUAUGAGGGAGAUGACCUGACUAAUGGAAACGGCUGGCAUCGAGCUGAGGCCAUUCGAUUAGAACAGGACAUCUUCACAGCUCUAGCUGGACAGGGAAAGCUCUAUGUCUACAAAACCCCAGCCUUCUGGAGCCAGAUUAAAUCUGCAGGGUCUGCAAUCUAUGCCAGUCGCUUGUACCUCAACCAGUACCACAAAACCCACAAGGAACGUCUGGCUACAAACAAAGAUGGAGGGCCACGGAUAAGCGGAAAUGUAUAUGUGCACCCGACAGCCAAUAUUGACCCUACUGCAGUGUUGGGUCCCAAUGUCUCCAUUGGCACAGGGGUGACCAUCGGGGCAGGUGUUCGAGUGAGGGAGUCCAUCAUCCUGCAUGGUGCUACUCUACAGGACCACAGUUGUGUAUUGAACUGUAUAGUUGGAUGGGACAGCUCUGUCGGCAAGUGGGCCAGAGUUGAAGGAACUCCCAGUGACCCGAACCCGAAUGAUCCCUAUGCAAAAAUAGACAGUGAAACACUCUUCAGAGAUGGGAAGCUCACACCGUCAAUCACCAUUCUUGGUUGUAAUGUGACCAUACCAGCCGAAGUGAUCAUACUCAACUCGAUUGUUUUGCCACACAAAGACCUGAACCGGAGCUUCAAAAACCAAAUUAUAUUGUAGUUCAUUUUCUGUCUGCCCUGUUCAUUUAGUGUCAACCACGAAGAACUGUUUGUUUGAAGAACACCACCACUGCCUCUGGGUUAUUGUUUAGAAUGUAAAAUAACAGAUGACAAUUAUUUAGGAAUUCGGAAAGAGGUACACUCACAGGCCAGUUCAUUAGGUAAAGCAACCCAUUCACAUAAAUGGAUCGUUCCUACACACAGUGGAUGUGCCUUGCUAUAAAAAGCAGAAUGUUGAGGCAUUCAGUUACUGUUCAAUUGAAUGUUACAGUGGACAAAAUGAGUGACAUGACAGUGGGGUAUGAUCAGUGUCAUAUGCUGACUUAAGGAUUUGACAGCCCACCCCCUGUGCUUUUAAUGCACAACAAUGCCUAGGUUUCACAGAAUCAGUGGCAGUCCCAUAGGACCAAAGAGCUUGUUGAUGAGAGGUCAAAGGAGAAUGGUCCAAGCUAACAGGUGGGCCACAUUUAGGCAAAUAACGGCACAAUGUCAGUCCUUGUCAUGAAUUUGCUAUUGGAGCACACCAGACAUUUCUAUCAGUUAAAAACAGUAAAUCAAGUGGGCACACAAUCAGCAGAUAAUCCCAGUUCAGUUAGAGUGGGCUGUGACACAAAAAUGUGUGUAUGUUGGCAGCGAAUGUACCGCCGUCCACCCUGAGGCAAUAGUGUGAUACCAUCGGGUUAGCAUGGGCCUACAUCCCUGUGGAACCGACUACUAGAUAGGUGAACUAAGUAAACUGGUCUGAGAGUGUAUAUAUUAGUUUUACCCUUCAUGAAUUCUGAUAUCAUUUGAGAUGCUUUUGGAAGCUGGUAGUGUUUGGUGCAUUUUCUCCAAGUCAUAAUCCCCCGAUUUUUCUGAAAAAUGCUUUGUAAAAUUGUCUUUAAAUGUACAUUUUAAGGCUAGUGCAGAAGUUUAACUCUGAUAUAUUCACUAAAUUAUAAAUUGUUAUAUUUUCUCAUAGGGUUACUUGUGGUGCUAGCCUAGUUACUGAGAAUGUUCUUGAAAAAUGUAAAACCAAAUCAGCUGCAGACUCAAGACUGCAAAAUAAAUAAUGGGUCUGCUACAAACUAAUUGUGUGGGCUAAUUUGGGGCCCUUUACAUGAGUGCUUUGAUUAAAAUGUGACCAUUUUAAUUGCAA
Molecule: messenger RNA, 2539 nt
Organism: Esox lucius (northern pike)
Lineage: Eukaryota; Metazoa; Chordata; Actinopteri; Esociformes; Esocidae
Gene: gmppaa
Product: GDP-mannose pyrophosphorylase Aa
Exons: 13
Coding region: 113-1402 (429 amino acids)
Biological process (GO): biosynthetic process
Cellular component (GO): cytoplasm
Molecular function (GO): transferase activity
Source: RefSeq, a predicted model, not a curated record